This is a messenger RNA of Galendromus occidentalis (western predatory mite), 801 nucleotides long. Its product is annotated as dynactin subunit 3-like. The record is from RefSeq and is a predicted model, not a curated record. Gene Ontology annotation, cellular component: dynactin complex. Gene Ontology annotation, biological process: cytoskeleton-dependent cytokinesis. Lineage: Eukaryota; Metazoa; Arthropoda; Arachnida; Mesostigmata; Phytoseiidae. The transcript has 4 exons. Bases 56 to 607 code for a protein of 183 amino acids.
CACUUACUACUGCGUUCGAAAAAGCUCGAUCGGAAAAAAGAAUCCACAAGGAAUUAUGGACGCUUCAGUACUGGAGAAGCUCGAAGGCAGGAUAGCUUCCUUGGAACGACGCGUGAAAGGCGAUCUGGCCGAUCAAGAUCAAUCGCUUGUCGAACGCUUAACAAUCAUCGACAGAAAAAUCAACUCCGCUAUCCAAGAUGAGGACAACCUCGGAAUACUGAAACGAACCGAUGCUCUACACACGCUCCUCGACCCCAGUCUCGAGCACAAUAUCGGGGUCGACAGUUGUACGAAAUUGGCUCUGGUCGAAGCGAAUAUGGAUCGAAUAGAAGAAGCGAAACAAUUGCUCGAGCAGAUGGAAAGUUCCCGGAAGGUCCUCGAGAGCGCCCACAUAAAAACUGUGCCGACAUAUUCCGGGAAGCUGGCUUCGCUGAGUGAAGCUCAGGCUGAACAGGUGACGCAAGCCGAAGCUCUGACGCGGCAGACCAUGAAUAUGUUCGAGACUUACAAUCGUAUGAUGUCAGAUAUCGAUCGCAAAUUCGCUGUGUGGGACCAGCGGCUAGCUGCAGCCGAAGAAAUGCUCAAGGCUAAAGAAGGAGCAGCGUGAACUGGAAUACGGGAGGUUGUAUAUUUUCGGAAGGUCGGUUCGUUGGGAAUUUCAGCCCUAGAGCUCGGAUCUCGAGUCAAGCGGCUGCACGAUGUGGACAUGGACUCGCGAUUCUACGCGGGCAGGACUUGCCCGUUAUCAGAAUGCAGGCCGGUGGGCCUCGGAUCGAAAUUAAAGAAGUCCGUUGAGGAAUA